AUGACGCAUUUUGAAAAAUCGCCCUUUGGAGCAGACGAAGAUCAGUUUUCCGGUGUCGUCGUUUUGCAGGGUUUUUUUUUUGCUUUUCAAGAAUACUUUGUAUUCAUCACGUGUCGUCCACUACUGUUUCCGUGCCCUGUCGCGGGAGUGCUGACAAUGUCGAUUGAUCUGAAACAGAACCUAGACGUUAUCGACUAUUUUGUGCUCGAGGAGUGGGGCUACAACCACAAAGUGCACAUGCGUAUGGGUCCGCAUCGUCCUUCCGUAGUGGCACGAAGUGUUCGUCAUCCAAUCAAAGUGGACAACGGUCUUUAAAUUGUGUGAAUACACAAAUGCCUUACAGAAGAGGAAAUCAAGAACGCAUUGUCAUACUCUAUGUGCAUUCCCUUUGUAGUUUACUGUUAGAAUUUAGCCCUUAGAAUUUUGUUGAGACUAUUGCACUGUCAGGAAUCUACUCUCAUGGUGGUCAUGAGGCUUUACGAUUUGCUUUACGUUAUGUGCCAUU
Molecule: messenger RNA, 505 nt
Organism: Cylicocyclus nassatus
Lineage: Eukaryota; Metazoa; Nematoda; Chromadorea; Rhabditida; Strongylidae
Source: the annotation of a GenBank genome assembly